This is a messenger RNA of Knipowitschia caucasica, 867 nucleotides long. The record is from the annotation of a GenBank genome assembly. NCBI's taxonomy places the organism in Eukaryota, Metazoa, Chordata, Actinopteri, Gobiiformes, Gobiidae.
AUGGCAAGCCUGGACGAGUCGCGCAUGAAAGAGCUGUUAAAAGAAGCCAACGCAGAAAUCACAAAAGAACUACGUGAAUUCCGCGGAGAAGUGAAAGCCUUUCGUGAAGAAACAAUAAAGGAGAUGUCAGAAAUUAAAGAAGAAAUGCAACAUCAAAAAGCCAAAAUGGAGGAGAUAACGAGGAGAGUGGAUGCAGCUGAAGACAGAGGCAGGUGCGCUGACGAGCGGGACGCGAUCCUUGUUGAUGUAAUUAAAACACUGACACAAGAAGUAGGCGAAAUGGAAAAAAGAGUUGAAUACCUGGAAAAUAAGUCACGACAGAUGAAUGUGCGUAUUUAUAACGUCAAGGAGGAUAACGACCCAACAGAUAUGAUCAAUUUUGUGGAGACGCUCCUACAUGAGGCGCUGCAGCUGCCCAGGGAGAAACUUCGGCUCUUGGCAGCGCACCGCUCGGCGGCGGGGAUCAGGCCAGACGCACGCACUAAGCCACGGAGUAUCAUCGUACGUUUCCCCACAUGGGAGGCCAAGCAACUGGUACUGAGAACCGCAUGGAUGAAAAAGGAGGUUUUGUAUCGAGGAGAGCGCAUCUAUUUGGACCAGGACUUUACAACUAAACUACAAAAUCAACGAAAAGGAUACAUGCGAAUCCGAAACCACAUGAAGGAAAAUGGGAUAAAAUCGCAUAUUCGCUAUCCAGCAAAGUUACUGGUGAUUGAGGACAAUGGACAAAAGAUCUAUAACACGCCCCAAGACGCAGAACGGGCCUACGGCCUCACGGAGAGUGCUGUGGCUCCAGAGCGCGGAGCGUGGAUUCAGCAGCUGCAACGCACAGGAUGGGAGACUGUCCAGCGCUCCAAGAAGAACUAA